AUGUUUAGAGCUUCGAGAAUUGCCGUCAGAUUGAACUCGACUGUGGCCAAGGCCUCGCCCGCGCCCCUCUCGCCCGCCUACGUCGGGAAGCUCCCCCAACGGUGGAACGCCAUGCCCCAGGCCGACCGGGCGCAAAUCAUUGCCGACCUCAAGACGAGAAUGGCGUUGCCGUGGCAAGACUUGACCCCCGCGGAAAAGAAGGCCGCCUACUACAUCUCCUUCGGCGAAUGGGGCCCCCGUAAGCCCUUGCACGGUCCCGGCGACGCGGCCAAGGUGUUCUGGGGCGUCACCGGCGGUGUCGUGAUCUCGGCCGUCCUCUACGCCAUCAUCUUGUCCUUCGCCACCCCUGACCCCGUCUCGAUGAACCGUGAAUGGCAAGAAGCCUCCGACGAGUACCUCAAGUCGAAGAACGCCAACCCUUUCACCGGUUACUCGCAAAUCCAAUAA
This is a messenger RNA of Diutina rugosa, 447 nucleotides long. It is a transcript of the gene COX5, whose product is annotated as cytochrome c oxidase subunit Va. Bases 1 to 447 code for a protein of 148 amino acids. Lineage: Eukaryota; Fungi; Ascomycota; Pichiomycetes; Serinales; Debaryomycetaceae. The record is from RefSeq and is a predicted model, not a curated record. The transcript has a single exon. Gene Ontology annotation, biological process: mitochondrial electron transport, cytochrome c to oxygen.